AUGAAGGAAAAAUCAAGCGGAAAUUCUAUUCAUCAAUACCUGGAUGCAAAUGUUGGCUUUUUUGGGAGUGGGAGUUCUAACAAGGUUAAUAAAUCUUUGGAUGGUCGGAAGGAUGAGCUUGUGCCAACACUGAAAGUGCAAACAGAUAAAGAUGUGUAUAGACCUGGUGAUUCCGUUCUUAUUACUAUUGAGAUAUCUAACCCCAAAGAUGGUGCCAGUGAAGAUGUUAUGUCUUCGCUGUUAAUUGAAAAGCUUGGUUUUGAGAUUAGAGGUAUCCAAAAGUUGGACAGUCAAUGGUUUGCCACUCAGAAGCCUUUGCCUGGAUCCAAGCAGAGGAGAGGUUUGUAUUGUGUUUCUGUAAGGGUUGUGUAA
Messenger RNA from Dovyalis caffra, 372 nucleotides. The record is from the annotation of a GenBank genome assembly. NCBI's taxonomy places the organism in Eukaryota, Viridiplantae, Streptophyta, Magnoliopsida, Malpighiales, Salicaceae.